ACCACCAUUCGCCGCGCUAAGUUGAUGUGCCAUACCAAGCCGCUCUCUGCACUCCGCCGCGUCUCCUUCACUCCUCGUCGAUCCAUGGCUACCCUCACUACCUCUGCGACCACCGAAUCUUCUUCAUCUACUCCUUCAGUGCGAGAGCUCGCAGUUGAACGAGGCUGGAAGCUGUAUAAUGACCUCCACCAGCCGAAGCGCAUUGUGGCACCGAUGGUGGACCAGUCCGAGUUGGCCUUCCGCAUGCUCACACGCAAGUACGGCGCAGACCUUUGCUACACGCCCAUGUUCCAUGCGCGUAUGUUUCACGAAGACGCCACAUACAGAGAGACCGCGUGGCAAGUCGAAGCUACGGACCGGCCGUUGUUUGUCCAGUUUUGCGGCAACAACCCCGACGUCGUGUUGAACGCCGCCCGUUACGUGGAAGGUCAUUGCGACGCCGUCGACCUCAACCUGGGCUGUCCGCAAGGCAUUGCCAAGAAAGGUCGGUACGGCGCGUUCCUCAUGCACGAGCCCGACGUCGUGCGCGCGAUCGUGUCCAAACUCAGCUCCAACUUGUCCGUGCCGGUGGCAUGCAAGAUCCGCCUCUUGCCCAAGUACGAAGACACGCUCGCGUUUGCCAACAUGCUCAUUGACGCCGGAUGCUGCUGGCUUGUCGUGCACGGCCGAACCAAAGAAAUGAACAAGCAUUUGGUUCGGGAAUGCGAUUGGAACGCCAUCGCACGUCUUAAGAAGGCGUUACCGAUCCCAGUGUUUGCAAACGGCGGCAUCGAAACCGACGCCGACGUCCAGCGGUGCCUCGACGAGACCAGCGUGGAAGGCGUCAUGUCUUCCGAGGGCAUCCUGGAACGCCCGGCGCUCUUUGCCAACGACCGCGAUCCACAUGGAGUGCCGCUCCGCCAGAUUGACUUGGCGAUCGAGUAUUUGGAACUGGCCAAGCAGUAUCCGCCGCCCGACAAGUUUCUGCGCGCGCACUUGUUUAAGAUUUUGUUUCAAGAACUCAAGGUGCACACGGACUUGCGCGAGCAGAUUGGCCUCGGGCACACCCACGAGGCGCUUGUGGCUAUCACCGCCGAGCUCAAAGCGCGCCUCGACGCGCCGGACGCCGAGCCGAUCCCAGCGUCCGUCGAAGCAUCGUGGUACCGCCGCCAUCGAAAGCAACAAGAGAUCGCCGACAGAAAACCCGCCAUGGAAAAGUGCGACGAUUCGGGCUUUACAGACUUUAGCUCGUUGUUUGGAUAAGACCAAUUGUGAUUUUUCUUUAUGCG
Messenger RNA from Aphanomyces astaci, 1268 nucleotides. RefSeq lists its product as hypothetical. Gene Ontology annotation, molecular function: tRNA dihydrouridine synthase activity; flavin adenine dinucleotide binding. The coding region runs from base 25 to 1242 and encodes 405 amino acids. The transcript has 3 exons. The record is from RefSeq and is a predicted model, not a curated record. NCBI's taxonomy places the organism in Eukaryota, Oomycota, Saprolegniomycetes, Saprolegniales, Verrucalvaceae. Gene Ontology annotation, biological process: tRNA processing.